Messenger RNA from Numida meleagris (helmeted guineafowl), 1513 nucleotides. RefSeq names its product neuropeptide S receptor 1 (gene NPSR1). Gene Ontology annotation, biological process: neuropeptide signaling pathway; positive regulation of release of sequestered calcium ion into cytosol. Lineage: Eukaryota; Metazoa; Chordata; Aves; Galliformes; Numididae. Gene Ontology annotation, cellular component: membrane; cytoplasm. The record is from RefSeq and is a predicted model, not a curated record. Bases 54 to 1175 code for a protein of 373 amino acids. The transcript is spliced from 9 exons. Gene Ontology annotation, molecular function: vasopressin receptor activity; neuropeptide receptor activity.
UGCAUUAACUCCUAGGAAAACAAGCGCCCAGACAGCUGGAGCAGAGCCUGGCAAUGGAGGUUGUCCCCACAGCAGCCAGCAGCAGCUCCCUGGCUGGCACCAGCUGGCUGGAUGUCACCCUUGUCACCUGCACCGAGACCGUGACUUUCACCGAAGUGCUGGAGGAAGAGGAGUGGAAAUCCUUUUACUACUCCUUUAAGACAGAGCAGCUGGUGACUCUUUGGAUCCUCUUUAUUGCCACUAUUGCUGGAAAUGCCAUCGUGCUCUUCUCUACAUGGAGAAGGAAGAGGAAAUCUCGAAUGACCUUCUUUGUUACACAGUUGGCAAUCACAGAUUCAUUCACGGGACUGAUAAACAUAAUGACCGACAUCAUCUGGCGCUACACGGGAGAUUUCAUGGCCCCUGAUAUCGUUUGCAGAGUCGUCCGCUACUUACAGGUGGUCCUCCUCUAUGCUUCGACCUAUGUCCUCGUGUCCCUGAGCAUAGACCGGUAUCAUGCCAUAGUUUACCCCAUGAAGUUCAUGCAAGGAGAAAGACAGGCGAAAGUUCUUAUUGGAGUGGCCUGGAGCCUCUCUUUCCUGUUUUCGAUACCGACUCUGAUUAUUUUUGGGAAACGACAGCUCUCCAACGGGGAAGUGCAAUGCUGGGCUCUCUGGCCAGACGAUUCCUACUGGAUCCCCUACAUGACAGUGGUUGCUUUCCUUGUGUAUUUCAUUCCUCUGAUCAUUAUCAGUGUCAUAUACUCAAUCGUGAUUCGAACCAUCUGGAUGAAGAGUAAAGCUCAGGCUGUCAUUAUAUCCAGCUGCCGUGAUGGCAAAACCUCUGCUGGCUACACCAGUCGGGGGUUUAUAUCCAGAGCGAAAGUGAAAGCCAUCAAGUACAGCAUUGUAAUUGUUCUUGCAUUUGCUCUCUGUUGGAGCCCCUACUUUCUGUUUGAUAUCCUGGACAACUUCAACAUCCUUCCCGAGACCAAAGAGCGCUUCUAUGCGUCCGUGAUCAUUCAGAACCUGCCUGCCUUGAACAGCGCCAUCAAUCCCCUCAUCUACUGCCUCUUCAGCAACCACCUCUGCACUCCCUUCAAGGAGAGAAGAACACGACGGCUGGAGGGGACUUUCCGGGACCGGAGUGAAGGAGGGCAGGAAAUGCAGGUCCUGUCCAAACCAGAAUACAUCUAGCACAUGUAAUGCCCUCAGAGGCACACCAGGACCCGUGCUGAGGAGAGUAGAGUUUUCCCCAAAGGACAGACAGACACCAUGCACAAACUGGCUGGACUGAGCCUGUGCCUCGCUGCUGUUGAACAGCACGAGACUUUGGGACCAGUGCUAUGCCUUCAACUAUCACAUGUUGUCAGGACCAAGCUUGCCACAAGGGGUUUGCAUGCUACUUUUAUGAUGGCUUAUUUCAGCCAUCUGUUUUCAAGCAAGCUGUAACAUAUCCGUACUCCAAACGGCAAAAAGCAAUGUAAACGGUGUCUAGUCAGAGCCUUCUCUCUAUUCUUCAAGUGUCUCUCAAA